Messenger RNA from Ricinus communis (castor bean), 3463 nucleotides. RefSeq lists its product as uncharacterized. Bases 570 to 3140 code for a protein of 856 amino acids. The transcript has 19 exons. The record is from RefSeq and is a predicted model, not a curated record. NCBI's taxonomy places the organism in Eukaryota, Viridiplantae, Streptophyta, Magnoliopsida, Malpighiales, Euphorbiaceae.
AGCGGUUAUGUGAUGUCUCAUCAACGAGACUGUAUUAUCUCCCCUUUGUUAAAGAAAAGUUGAAAUCUGGACCGCGAAGAAAAGCUUUUCUUCUUCUCUCUGGUUUUUUUGCCGCUCUCAACGUUCCCGCUGUAUUUUUCGUUUUUCUUAACAGAAAUUAAAAAUCAAACCCUAACCCUAAUUACCAAAUUUCCGUUUUUCUCUCUUCUAAUUCAAACCUCCUUUUUCUCCGUAAAUAUCUUUAGAUCUGCAAGAUCUGUAUCCAUAUAUUUCUUUUAUAUAAAUAUACACUUCUGCAUUCGUUUCGAUCUAGAAACUCUCUCGAUUCGGUUUGCAAGAUUUUGAAUUGAUUCUCCACUCUUUGUAGAGGUGCAUGUUUCGGAGGAUUCUUGGUUCUUUGAAUUUGAUUGGAUUAUAACAGAGCGGUUUCUUUUAGAAGUUAUUUGGAAAUUUGAAAUCCAUUUGACUGUUGAAAGUUAGGGUUUUGAUUAGCUUUCUUGUUAUUUGCACUUUUGAAUGCUGCUGAUAUGGUUUUGGGAUUGUGGUAGUCGUGAGUUUGGAGAUUGUCAAUGGGAGAAGCUGCAGUUUGUGUAGACAUCACUACAGAGAAUGAUAAUAAUACGUCAGGAACUGAAUUGAAGAGAGACCAUCAGUUUCUAAUAGAUAAUGACACAGAAACGGAGUCGUUCCCUAACAAGAAACAAGCAAAAGAAUCGAAUGAGGACAUAAAAUCUGAAGUUUCCAAUCCUAUAAUUUCUCCGAAAGAGAACAAUAACAACAAUGCGUCAUCAUCAAGUUGGCAUGACAUCACUAGCCAACCAACAGAAGAAUUGGCUACUGCUAAUCAGUUAGGUGGUGUUGGGGGUGAGGUCACUUCCACUAUUUCGGGGAAUUCGUGUCCCUCAAGUGAACAUAGCAGUGAGAACAAUAAUGCGUCUAUUUGUAAUGGCGAUUGUGAUUCUGUUUCUACAUCUCAUGUUGUAUUAGAGAUUCCUAAGCAUGCUAGUACAACUGGAAUUAGAAAGAUUACUUUUAAGUUUAGCAAAAGAAAAGAGGAUUAUGAUACUCGUCUUAAUCAAGAACUAUCUCCGUCUCGUAGUAGAGAAUUUUCUUGGGUUGAUUCAGGUACAGAAAUGCCUGAAACUGGAGAUAGAUAUUUCUGUGCUCCCAACAUGGAGUUGAAGAUGUCUAAGAAGGUUCUUCCCAAUACUUUCCCUUCAAAUGUCAAGAAAUUGUUAUCAACAGGUAUACUUGAUGGAGCUCGGGUGAAGUAUAUCUCUCCGCAGCGAGAGUUAUAUGGAAUUAUAGACGGUGGUGGAUACUUGUGUGGCUGUCCAUCGUGUAAUUUCUCGAGAGUUCUGACUGCCUAUGAGUUUGAGCUGCAUGCUGGUGCUAAAACUAGACACCCGAACAAUCACAUAUACCUGGAGAAUGGGAAACCAAUUUGUAGCAUUAUUCAGGAACUAAAAGCAGCACCGCUUGGCGCUGUGGAUGAAGUGAUAAAAGACGCGGCCGGUUCAUCCAUAAAUGAGGAGUUCUUCCAGGUUUGGAAAGCUAGUCUUCAUCAAUGCAAUGGAAUAAUUGGGGCAGAUGAGAAAUGUUACAGCAUGCUCCCAUAUUCACCUCAUUCACUUGGGAGUUACUCCAGUCAAGGUUUAGAAGAAAGCGGCUGCCCACCUUGUAGCUCCUUUGUGCAUAGCAACCCCUUUAGACGACAAAAAUAUAUGGACUCUUCAGAAGAGCAUAAACGUGCUUUUAGGAGACCAAGCUCACUUUCUCACCCAAAGAAAACAAAUGAGGGAGGCACCAGAAGAAGGGAUAAUGAUCUUCAUCGCUUGCUUUUCAUGCCAAAUGGUCUUCCAGAUGGGGCUGAAUUGGCGUACUAUAUCAAAGGACAAAAAAUGUUGGCCGGUUACAAACAGGGAAAUGGUAUAGUCUGUAGUUGCUGCGACAGAGAGAUUAGCCCAUCUCAAUUUGAAGCACAUGCUGGAAUGGCUGCCAGGCGUCAACCCUAUCGACACAUCUAUACUUCUAAUGGGCUCACCCUCCAUGAUAUAGCUACAUCAUUGGCAAAUGGGCAAAACCUUACCACUGGAUUAAGUGAUGAUAUGUGUGCAGAAUGCGGUGAUGGAGGGGACCUAAUAUUCUGCGAGAGUUGCCCUCGGGCUUUUCAUCUAGUAUGUUUGGGUUUAAAGUAUGUCCCCAGUGAUGUUUGGCAUUGUCCGAACUGUAAUAAGUUUGGACAUGGAGGAAAUUUUUCUAGAUCAAUUGUUAUUCGGUUGACUCGAGUUGUUAAAACUCCGGAGUAUGAAGUUGGUGGUUGUGUUUUUUGCAGAGCUCAUGAUUUUAGCACCCAUACCUUCAAUGACCGAACAGUCAUCCUUUGUGAUCAAUGUGAGAGGGAGUUCCAUGUUGGUUGCUUGCGUGACAAUGGACUGUGUGAUCUAAAAGAGAUCCCCAAGGAUAACUGGUUCUGUUCUAAUGACUGCAAUAGGAUCUAUGAGGCUUUACAGAAUUUUGUUUCCAGUGGAGUACAGAUGAUUCCUUCUUUGCAGCUGAAUAUCAUCACUGGAAAGCAUGCUGAGAAAGGAUUAUAUAUUGAUGGACAAGCAAAUGACUUUCAAUGGCGAAUUCUAAUGGGAAAAAGUCGCUACCAAGAAGAUCUUUCUUUGUUGUCUGCAGCUGCUGCAAUUUUUCGAGAGUGUUUUGAUCCCAUUGUUGCAAAAUCUGGGCGUGAUCUGAUUCCUGUUAUGGUCUAUGGGAGAAAUAUUUCUGGGCAAGAAUUUGGUGGAAUGUACUGUGUGCUAUUACUUGUAAAGAAUGUUGUUGUAUCAGCUGGUCUUCUUAGGAUUUUUGGUAGGGAUGUUGCUGAGCUCCCUCUAGUGGCUACAAGUCGAGAACAUCAAGGAAAAGGUUACUUCCAAGCACUGUUCUCAUGCAUUGAGAGGUUACUGUGCUCUCUGAAUGUGGUAAAGCUGGUGCUACCGGCAGCUGAGGAAGCCGAGUCAAUCUGGACAAGAAGAUUUGGCUUCAGAAAAAUGACCGAGGAACAACUGUCACAGUAUACAAGGGAGCUGCAGUUAACCAUAUUCAAGGGCACAUCAAUGCUGGAGAAGGAGGUGCCUCUGAUGAACGAGUAGCAGCUUUGGCUCGUUGGCUAGAAUUAUAUAGGGAAAAAAAUGAUGAAAGUUAGGUUUCAUUUUUCUAAUCUUUUCCUGAAAUGUUGCUGCUAUUUUUGUUUUGGGCCAGCAGCCAUCAUAAAGUGUAAUUGGAGAUAGUUUUCUUGUACAAACCUAGAAUUGGAAGCAACAGGAGGGAAGCAAAGACUAGCGAAUGUAAAGAGAAUAUGAAUGCGUGCUGACCUUUUAUAAUGCAUGCAUAAGCUGCAUAAAGCCCAUAAAAAUCUAACUUCCUUCUUGUAGCUCAAAUGUUUUGUGCAAGCAAAAUAUCCUUUCUAUCUGAA